GUUAGCUUUUCUUUACUUUUCUAGCAGCUUAUAUUCUGGCCAUGUCCGAAACUGCUCCCGCCGAGACCGCUGCUCCGGCUCCCGUGGAGAAGUCUCCCGCCAAGAAGAAGACAGCCAAAAAGGCUGGCGCGGCGGGGAAGCGCAAGGCGUCCGGACCCCCGGUGUCCGAGCUCAUCACCAAGGCUGUAGCCGCCUCCAAGGAGCGCAGCGGCGUGUCCCUGGCCGCGCUCAAGAAGGCUUUGGCUGCUGGAGGCUACGAUGUGGAGAAGAACAACAGCCGCAUCAAGCUGGGGCUCAAGAGCCUGGUGAGCAAGGGCACCCUGGUGCAGACCAAGGGCACCGGCGCCUCCGGCUCCUUCAAGCUCAACAAGAAGGCGGCUUCCGGCGAGGCCAAGCCCAAAGCCAAGAAGGCAGGCGCGGCCAAGGCUAAGAAGCCCGCGGGUUCCACCCCGAAAAAGCCUAAGAAGGCUGCGGGGGCAAAGAAGACCGUGAAGAAAACUCCAAAGAAAGCAAAGAAGCCUGCGGCGGCUGGUGUAAAGAAAGUGGCCAAGAGCCCUAAGAAGGCCAAGGCUGCAGCCAAGCCUAAGAAGGCAGCUAAGAGUCCGGCAAAGCCCAAGGCUGUGAAGCCCAAGGCAGCCAAGCCUAAGACGGCUAAGCCUAAAGCUGCUAAGGCGAAGAAGGCGGUUUCCAAGAAGAAGUAG
Molecule: messenger RNA, 701 nt
Organism: Peromyscus eremicus (cactus mouse)
Lineage: Eukaryota; Metazoa; Chordata; Mammalia; Rodentia; Cricetidae
Gene: H1-5
Product: H1.5 linker histone, cluster member
Exons: 1
Coding region: 42-701 (219 amino acids)
Biological process (GO): nucleosome assembly
Cellular component (GO): nucleosome
Molecular function (GO): structural constituent of chromatin; DNA binding
Source: RefSeq, a predicted model, not a curated record